This is a messenger RNA of Penicillium daleae, 5295 nucleotides long. RefSeq names its product putative chitin synthase (gene csmB). Gene Ontology annotation, molecular function: cytoskeletal motor activity; ATP binding; chitin synthase activity. Gene Ontology annotation, cellular component: cell septum; cell periphery; myosin complex. The transcript has 4 exons. NCBI's taxonomy places the organism in Eukaryota, Fungi, Ascomycota, Eurotiomycetes, Eurotiales, Aspergillaceae. The coding region runs from base 1 to 5295 and encodes 1764 amino acids. The record is from RefSeq and is a predicted model, not a curated record.
AUGUCGAACCGUUACUCGGUCUUCUCCACACAGUCCGCUGGUUUCCCAGCUGGCCCUCGACCGGCUUCGCAACAUACCACCCAGGUUUCAACCACGACGUUGCUAAAUGCCUUGCACUCGUUCUACUCAGCUGGUCAACCCUAUCAGCUGGAUUCGGGCACUAGCUUGGCCGUGAACACCUGGGUGACCGCCGCUACUACCUUGCCCGAUGGUCGUAAUGGGGCUACGGUAGAUCGUGACCUGGCUGUUCGGGCGUGGGAGCAUGCCCGGAGACGAGCCGAGGAUGGUUGCAUUGUUCUAGCCUCCCUCCACCAGUCGACUCCGUCGUUGUUGGAGCCGUUCCUUACGGCGCUGCCAGUCUCCACCCCGGAGAUCGCCUAUACAGCUCUCGCAGCGCUACGACCCUUCCUCUCCGCUGUGACUUCGUUCAAUCCGUCCUAUUCUCUUCAUUCUGCAUUCGCCGCCUCUUACACAUUGACGCUGCCGGGUACAGUCGUCGGCUUGUCUCUCGCUCUGUCCACCUCUGGCAUCAAUGUGCGUAAGGGCCUCUUGGAGAUUCCCGGCGAGGCCGGUUACCGCGCCUUCGACGUCUUCUACUACCUCUUGACUUCUGCUUCUACGCCCGCGGAGCGUGAAUUCCUGGAUCUGAAAGAACUAUCUCAUUAUGUUCUGAUUAAUCAAUCCGGCACCUAUUCGCCUCCCUCCUAUCUUCCCACUGCCGAUGAUACGGCGGCAGCCGAGGAUCUACGUGCGAAUCUAAAGGCAAUUGGUAUCAAGGGUGCUGCACAGCGUGGCCUGCUUUCAGUUCUUGCGGGUCUGCUUAAGCUCGGCAAUGCUGCCGGUCUGAUGGUAGACCAAGAAGAAUUGGAAGAGGUCUGUGAAGACGUUGGCGGUCUCCUUGGGGUCGAUCCCGAGGUCUUGCUGCACAAGUGCUCCACCGAUGAGCGUGAGAUCUUGAUCGCUGGUAUCUAUGAAGCAUUGGUAGAUUGGGUUAUCGGGAAAGCCAACGAAGCCAUUGCUGCUGACAUCCAGAAUGCCUUGGAGAAUGACUCCAGCAAUGGUGGUCUCGGUGCGGCCCAUUAUUCCAAUGAGGAUACUGUCGGCCUGACUGUCAUUGAUAUUCCCCGCCCGGCCUUGGGUAAAGCCAUUACCAUGCGGGGUGUCUUUGAUGAUGAGCUGGGCCUCAAUGCCGAAAUGAAAGAAGAUGGCAUUCCUCUCCCGGCCAUCGGCCAGUCUGUUAUCAAUGAAAUGAGUGCUGCGGUGGCUCAGGUCGAGCCCGACCUUGGUAUCAUGAGUGGUGCUGCUGGUCGGGAACGCGAACAUGAUCUGGACAAACGCCAAGGUGUCUUGGAGAAGGUCGGUUUAGAAGCCGAGUCCGACUCUUUCUUGCGACAGCUUCUGUUCCCAGUUGAGAGCGAGGGUAUCUCCAUCGGCAAACGGGGACGUUUCGAUCUCCCCACGACCUUGGGUAGCAGCCGUGUCUGGUAUCACUUGUCCAUUCACCCCACGGAUGACCUCCCAGAUCAGCUCACCGCGAACACUGUGGCCUGGUCUGCGGGUGCAGUCUCGCGUCAAUUGAGAGAUUGGCGACUGCCCGAGUGGGCCAACCGGCGCCUGAAGCAACUCGACUUUACAGUGGACUUUGACGUGGAAGAAUUCGUCGGUCGGUAUGCUCGGCUUGGCUGCACUGAAGGCCAAGACGGUGUUGAGAACUGGAUCCUCGAGAGAGGCUGGAGCAACGGGGAUGCCGUUGUCGGCCAACAACGUAUCUGGAUGAGAGAGGGUGCCUGGUGGGAGGCCGAGUCGAUGCUCGACCUCAAGCCGGACGAAAUGCCCUCAAACCCCUUCGGAUAUGGUGCGACCAUGUAUGAACCCGGUUACACCCCUGAUGGCAACCCCGUCGGCGAAAGCUCCAACCUGUUGGGAGCCGACAUGAUGAUGCACAACCAGAGCGUAAUGGCCCCAAGUGUCAUGGGAGGUGCCAAGUCUAUCGCCCCUACUGGCAUCACCAAUACUGGCGGCGGUGACUACGGUCUUGGCCACAAGGGUGACGAUAACAAGGGUGACAUUGCUUAUUAUGAUGACUAUGGUCGCUACAUCGGCGAUCUCGAUCCCGAGUUUGGGGACCCUAAGCACAUCGAGAAAAAGAAGAUUUCAUUCGGUCGCCGCGUUUGGGCUGGCCUCGUCUGGGCUCUCACUUUCUGGAUCCCUUCAUUCGUUCUUCGCUAUAUUGGUCGCAUGAAGCGUCCAGAUGUUCGAUUUGCCUGGCGGGAGAAGAUCGUCUUGGUCCUCAUCAUCUUACUCUUCAACGGAAUUGUUUGCUUCUACAUCAUCGCCUUCGGUGACCUCCUGUGUCCCAACAAGGCUAAAGUCUGGAACAACAAGGAGGUUAGCUGGCACACUCAGGACAACAACUUCUACGUCAGUAUCCAUGGCCGGGUCUAUGACAUUUCCAAGUUCUGGAAGCUGCAGCACAGUGAUACCAGCAUUGAAACUACCACGUCCAACAUGGAGCCCUUUGCUGGUUUGAAUCUGGACGCUUAUUUCCCCCCUCCGCUCACUCAGUACUGCGGUGCUUUUGUCACCGACCAGUCGAUCCAGCUGUUGAACAAUGAUACCAGCGCAGUCCUAUAUUCCGAUGCAAAGCACAACUGUGGUCCCCGUAACUAUCCUCAGACCGAUACGAAGCUCCACGAGAUCACCUGGUAUGCAGACGUCUUCCUGCCCAAGAUUGCCAACUACUACAAGGGUGAAUUGGUCUGGACGAAGAGUACCAUCGAGACGCAAGCCAACGACUAUUCCCGAUACUGGGUCAUCGUGAAUCAAAAGGUUUACGACCUUACGGAUUACUUCUACACCGCCAAGACUGAAAACAAUCUUGCUUCCUACACUUUCCUGCCAGACUCCGUGACCACGCUGUUUAAGAAUUACCCCGGUCAAGAUGUGACAGACAAAUGGCAGGAUACCACAGACUUCCAAAACGCGCAACGCUGUCUUGACUACGUCUUCUACAAGGGCAAGGUUGAUUUCCGAGACAGUCCCAAGUGUACCGUUAACAACUGGAUUCUUCUGGCGUUCACCAUUCUCAUCUGUGCCGUGAUUCUUGUCAAGUUCUUGGCAGCACUGCAGCUGGGGUCCAAACGUCGGCCAGCACCUCAAGACAAGUUUGUCAUCUGCUUGGUCCCUGCCUAUACUGAGGGCGAGGACUCCCUACGAAAGGGCCUGGACUCUUUGACUGCGCUGCAGUACGACAACAAGCGAAAGUUGAUUUUUGUCAUCUGUGAUGGUAUGAUCGUUGGUGGUGGUAAUGACCGUCCAACACCGAAGAUCGUUCUCGACAUUCUGGGGGUGGACCCUAAGAUGGAUCCCCCGGCUCUGCCAUUCCGAUCCGUUGGCCAGGGUAGCGAGCAACUGAACUACGCCAAGGUCUAUUCUGGUCUGUACGAGUACGAAGGCAAUGUAGUCCCUUACAUCGUCGUGGUCAAGGUGGGCAAGGAGUCUGAGCAGCGCAAGUCCAAGCCUGGUAACCGUGGCAAGCGAGACUCGCAAGUCUUGCUUAUGCACUUCCUCAACCGUGUUCACCACCGUGGUCCGAUGUCGCCCAUGGAGUUGGAAAUCUUCCAUCAGAUUAAUAACAUCAUUGGCGUGGACCCCGAACUUUACGAAUACUGCUUCAUGGUCGAUGCUGAUACCAGUGUCAAGGAAGAUUCGCUGAAUCGCUUAGUUGCUGCUUGCGCGGCUGAUGCCAAGAUUGCCGGUAUUUGUGGUGAGACUAGUCUCCAGAACGAGGAGCGCAGUUGGUGGACCAUGAUUCAGGUUUACGAAUACUACAUCUCCCAUCAUCUGGCCAAGGCAUUCGAGUCCCUGUUUGGCAGUGUCACUUGUCUUCCUGGAUGUUUCUGCAUGUAUCGUCUGAGAACUGCCGACAAGGGGCGCCCGCUCAUCAUUUCAGACAAGGUCCUCGAAGAGUAUGCUGAUAUCGAUGUUGACACUUUGCACAAGAAGAACCUGCUGUCUCUGGGUGAGGAUCGUUUCUUGACCACUCUCAUGACCAAGCACUUCCCGACCAUGCGCUAUAAGUUCAUUCCCGAUGCAUUCGCAAGUACCGCUGCCCCCGAGACGUGGAGUGUUCUGGUCUCGCAACGUCGUCGCUGGAUUAACUCGACCAUUCACAACCUUGUCGAACUGGCAGCACUCAAGGAUCUCUGCGGCUUCUGCUGCUUCAGUAUGCGAUUCGUCGUGCUCGUGGAUCUUCUGGGAACAAUCAUUCUUCCCGCAACUUGCGUCUACCUGGGAUACCUCAUUUACCGUGUUGCUAGCCACAGUGGACCAUUCCCUAUGAUCUCGAUCGUCAUGUUGGCCGGUGUAUACGGUCUUCAGGCCAUCAUCUUCAUCAUCAAACGGCAGUGGCAGCAUAUCGGAUGGAUGCUCAUCUAUCUGAUUGCCUUCCCCAUUUACAGUUUCGUGCUUCCUCUGUACUCCUUCUGGAAGCAGGAUGACUUCACUUGGGGUAACACCCGUGUGGUCAUCGGCGAGAAGGGUGAUAAGAGAGUCAUCGCUGUGGAAGAUGAGGGCUUCGACCCCCGCAGUAUUCCUCUGCAGCGCUGGGAUGACUAUGCCCUUGCCAACAAUCUCCCUGGCCGUCGUGGUGAAGUUGGUGGCAACCAAGAGAAGGUCCAAUACACUGGCCGCUACGUGGAUGAGCACGCCAUGGAGAUGGACGAUAUGCACUCGCAGUACUCCUCCGUGCGGCCAGCGUCAACUAUCCUGACUGGAUUCCCCGGCCAGGGUCGCCACGUUAGCCCCUACAUGCCUCCGCAGUCACCGGCCCCCUUCGCUGGGGGUAAUGUCGCCGGCAACCGCAACUCGCAGAUGACCAGCUUCUCCCGCUACACGGACUAUCCCCAGAUGGGCGCUCAUCCCGCAGCCGCAUCUCGAAACAUGUCCGUUGGCAACCUCAGCGCGUACCAGGACAACCCGCUCCACUCGAGCCGUCACAGCAUUGGCUUGAUGCAGAGCAGUGAGAACCUCCUCGCCGCUUCCCGUUCGCGCAGUCCGCUGGGUCAGCUUCCCCCGCGACCUGCUAGCACUGCCUUUGAUUUCCGCGCGGCCAGCGGUCCAGAUGAGCUUGCCAUCACUGAAGCGAUCCGCCACUGUCUCUCCGAAGUGGAUCUCGACACUGUUACGAAGAAACAAGUUCGUGUCCUUGUUGAACAGCGCCUUCAAACCUCCCUCUCCGGCGACAAGCGAACCUUUGUGGACCGCCAAAUCGACCACGAGCUCGCCAACAUGUGA